Molecule: messenger RNA, 1584 nt
Organism: Sugiyamaella lignohabitans
Lineage: Eukaryota; Fungi; Ascomycota; Dipodascomycetes; Dipodascales; Trichomonascaceae
Exons: 1
Coding region: 1-1584 (527 amino acids)
Source: RefSeq, a predicted model, not a curated record
AUGACUAUACGACCUCUAGACCAAUUGACUGAAGACCCCCCUUCGUAUAUUGAACCAACCCAGCCAUUACUAGAAAUCACAGAUCAAGAUGACCCUAUAUCUUCUGCGACCACGGAUUUGCCGCGAUAUAUAAGUGGAACAACUUGCGAGAUAGCUCCUUGUAAUACUACAAGUAUAUAUGAGCCAGUUGUGGGAGUGGGAAUCGAUCCAAGUCCAACCAGACGGGACCCAUUGUCGUUGGAUCUAGGUGAUGUGAUUACAGGAAAAGUUGUCAUUACACCUCGUAAAAGCAUGGAUUUUUCGAUUCUGUUAGUUGAUUUAGUAGGAGAGGAGAUUUCAUUACGUGAUAGAGGUUAUUCAGAAUCACACCAUAAGCGGGUUUUCACAGUGGCUAGAUAUGAAAUACCUCACCAGCACAUUUCAGGACCAUUGGAAGAAGGGUUUGUCUAUACGUUCACAUACUCAUUGGUAGUUCCUGAGAGGUUGCCUCGUGAGUUCUGUCCUUGUGGUACUGGUAAUCCUAUCCAUUCGCAGUUACCACCAUCAUAUGGAUUGCCAUUGGAAAACUAUACUCCCCGAAACCAUGAAGAAAACGAAGAGUGUGCACGAGUUUUGUAUAGGGUGCGUGCCCGACUGUACAAAAAUCUCCGCAAUUCACGUGAAGAAACUCUUAAAAUUUGGGCUCAAGGUCACAAAACUGUUUCCAUCCGUUCAUCGCUAUAUCCACCGCUUGUUCUUGAAGAAUUAAAAGAUAGUAACGGUAACAUCUUACGACUUCCAGUUUAUAGUACAAGUAAACAGCUCAGCCAUGGUUUGAUAAGAAAAGUGGCAAUAGGAACGGUAGAGCUGAAAACAUCGGAACCGCUUAAUAUUUAUUUGAACAACCCAUCAACAAAGCUAGUGUCUCUAGAUGUCAUCUAUACACCGCCAAGUGAUCAAAAAUCGACAUCACCUCUGGAAAUUCAUCAUGUUUCGUACAAAGUAAAUGCAUUAACAUUUGCCUCUAUCGAGGCUAUGGCUGAAAUACCAUCUCGACAGUCUGUCAUGAGCAAUAAAAAGUCGCCUGUUUAUAUGUCUAAGGACAAUAUAUUACGCCAAAACCUAACGAUAUGCAAACCACUAUGGAGAUUGAACGAGAAUAACGAUAGUAAAACGAAAGGGAAUAGCUAUGUUACCACUCUAAAACUUCCAUUCUCAUUCCCAGUGACCAAUAAGAAGGUUGUCAGCACAUAUUUUUCGUGCCUCACCUCCAGACAAUAUGAACUAACUGUGACGGUGAACUUCGGAUCAUCCAUAGGUAGCCACAGUAUUACGAUACCAGUUCUAGUGACAAAUUACAAGUCUCGAGAAUCCUCGGUGGCUUCUGUAUACAGCGUUGAAGAUAUAUCCCCACUACGGUCAGAUGCAUCAUCCUACUUCAGUUACUCCAUCCCAACAUAUCAAGAGUCUGUAGGGUCAUCUACUGCAAGUUCCACCGGAGCUAUAACUCCACCAACUCCUGGUCAUAAUUUCACUUGGGGAGGAGGGGCGAGAAGAAUAGCCCGAACCUGUGAACAGGCUGCUAUGAUUAUAGCAUCUAUAUAG